This is a messenger RNA of Brassica napus (rape), 1255 nucleotides long. RefSeq lists its product as uncharacterized. Lineage: Eukaryota; Viridiplantae; Streptophyta; Magnoliopsida; Brassicales; Brassicaceae. The coding region runs from base 656 to 1198 and encodes 180 amino acids. The record is from RefSeq and is a predicted model, not a curated record. Gene Ontology annotation, molecular function: zinc ion binding. The transcript has 2 exons.
AGUCUACACCAAUUCGUAAUCAUAUACAUAAGAGAAAUCGGCCAAAAAAACAGUGAACUUUGAGGGAAUUGCCAAAAGAAACCUAGACAUAUGGGCUAGCCAAUAAAAUCCUGAACUUUUGUUGACUUUUCGGGUUUAUUAAGAAACUUACGAUUGACUGACCAGAUAAACACACCGUUAACCGAGUUAACUGUUAAUUAAGCGGACGUUAACUUUUGGUGUUAAAGUAUACGACGUCGUUUCAUCACUUUGUUUGAUUAAAGACAAACGACGUCGUUUAUAUAGCUGUGUUAUUAAAAAUAUGUGUUUCCAACGGCUCGAACUCGUGUCCUCGGGUUUAAUGGUAGGGGUUUUUGCCACUGAGCUAGUGGACUUUGCAAUGGAUAUACGAACACAAUUUCUUUUAUUCUUCGAAUCCGAGUUAAAGACAAAUUAAUGAAACGACGCGUUUUACAUUAACUUUUUUUAUUAAAAAGAUGGGGUUCCAUCGACUCGAACUCUUGCACUCGGGUUUAAUGGUAGGGGUUUUUGCCACUGAGCUAGUGGACUUUGCAAUGGAUAUACGAACACAGUUUCUUUUAUUCUCUUUGAAUCCGAGUUAAAUGAAUCAAAAAGAAACGACGGCGUUUUCUCGUCCGAUUGGUAUAAACCCUAAAUGGGCGAAAUCAUAAAUCCAGUUCGCGAUUCAAGCUCGAUUCUCUUCGAUUUCGUCCUUAAGAAUCUCGAUUCUCAUCUCUCCUUCUUCGAGUAUCGCAUGAUGAGUUCGGGUUGUGAGGAUUCGUCUGUGAAUACGAUGGGAAUUCGUGGUAUCCCGAAGCAAUGCGGCUGUGGUCGAAGAACUGGGAUAUACACAUCAAAAACGAAGGUCAAUCCAGGAAGAACUUUCUUUAGAUGCCCAACGUUUCAAAAUGAUCACUUGUAUAAAUGGGUAGAUGAAGCUGUCUACGAAGAGGUUCAAGAUGCAUUGCCAAAAGUUGAAUGCUUUGCAUCAGAUGUUAUGAAAAUUAAAAUGGAGAUCGAAAGCAUGAAAACCGUGGAGGAAGACUUGAAAGAAGAUGUCAGGAAGGCGAGCAAUGAACUUAAGAAGCUGAAUGUGAUCAUGAAAGUGGGUUUUUCGGUGGUUUGUUUAGGCGUUGUGAUAUGUCUUGUGUUGAUCAUGUUUGACAAAGCAGAUGGGUUGUCUAUGAAUAGCUACUAGAAGACUGUUUAUGUAAGGCUAUGUUUAUGUAAGAAUCAUGGUUCAUGUAAGGCUAUG